GCCGGAGGUCCCAUUCACAUAAAACCGAUCGGCCGGAAUCCCCUUGGAGGAAAUGUAGACACAGACGCGACCGGGGCUCGUUACUCGCCCGCUUUCAAACACGACCGACUUUUUUGAGGCAAUAAUAAGAACAAUAAGUGUUCGGGAUGAAGGUCUCCAGCAUCGACUGCCGGCGUCUUAAGAAGAUCAUCAGGAAGGAGUGCGGCAGCUGCCUUAUAGUGGACUGUCGGCCCUAUUUCUCUUUCACCAACUCCAGCAUUAAAGGCUCCGUCAACGUCAAUCUGAACUCUCUGGUGGUCCGGAGGUCCCGAGGAGGACCGGUUCCUCUGCAGUUUGUCAUUCCGGACGAGAGAGCUUUGUUUCGGCUCAGGGAAGGCAGCAUAUCGGCCAUCGUGGCUCUGGAUGACCGGACGUCCCACCUGCAGAAACUGAAAAAGGACAGUGUAGCACAGAUAGUAAUAAACACCCUGUCGCAUCUAGCGAGUGGGGCCAGCAUCUGCUUCCUAAAAGGAGGAUAUGAAAACUUCCACUCUCAAUACCCAGAACUUUGCAAUGAGGUGAAAACCAUUGACCAGAGCGGAACUGAAACCGAGAAAAGAGUCAACAGCCACAGCGAGAAGCUUUCUCACCACAAACCAGAUUAUGAUCAGGGCAAACCUGUGGAGAUCCUGCCUUUCCUCUACCUUGGCAGUGCCUACCACGCUUCUAGACAGGACUAUCUCAGUGACCUUCACAUCACGGCCUUGCUCAACGUGUCGCGCCGGGAUCUCCAUCCGACCAAGGGUCACUACGACUACAAGUGGAUCCCGGUUGAGGAUAGCCCCAUGGCCGAUAUAAGCUCACACUUCCAGGAGGCUAUCGAGUUUAUAGAUCAAGUGAAGCAAUCUGGAGGGAAGGUUCUGGUACACUGCGAAGCAGGCAUCUCACGCUCGCCUACCAUCUGCAUGGCGUACAUCAUGAGGACCCAGAAACUCCAGAUAGACGAAGCCUUCGAGAUCAUCAAGCAGCGCCGGUCUGUCAUUUCACCAAACUUCAGCUUUAUGGGCCAGCUGCUGCAGUUUGAGUCUGAGGUCCUGUCCAACGCCCCGGCUCUCGCUACCACGCCCGAGCCAGCUACUCCUUGUGUCAAGGGGUCGGCCUCGUUUUUUGCCAAUGACUUCUCCGCCGUUAUCAGCACCAAAAACUUUGAGCCACCCAUGUUCACCCUUCCUACCUCUUGCCUGCAGUCCCCAGUACACCACCCGUUGAAACUGAGCCCAAUAACUGCACUGCCUUAAAAAAUGAACUGUGACUGCUUGGUAGUAUUACUUGAAACGUUAAGAAUCAACGCUCUCUGUGUGCCUGGUGUUGAAACUAGCAGAGCAGGUAGAGACUGAGAUCAGCAAGAGAUGAAAUGAAGAACUGGAUUUAAUUGAAGGGUUUUCCUAUCGUCUUAGCUGCUGGGAUGAAACAACACAGCACAUUGAUAAACUGCAAUAUACAAGCCUUAGGUUAAUAUUGUGAUUCAUUUGCCUAUUCACAAUUAAGGUUAGGCAUUUAAACCUAAUUUAUUUAAAAACUAUGGUCUGUUUUUUCAAUAAUGUGGGAAAUGAAAUGUGUUUAAUAAAUGUUUUCACUACUGAAA
Molecule: messenger RNA, 1624 nt
Organism: Cyprinodon tularosa
Lineage: Eukaryota; Metazoa; Chordata; Actinopteri; Cyprinodontiformes; Cyprinodontidae
Gene: dusp5
Product: dual specificity phosphatase 5
Exons: 4
Coding region: 147-1277 (376 amino acids)
Biological process (GO): endoderm formation; protein dephosphorylation; negative regulation of MAPK cascade
Cellular component (GO): cytoplasm; nucleus
Molecular function (GO): MAP kinase tyrosine/serine/threonine phosphatase activity; protein tyrosine/threonine phosphatase activity
Source: RefSeq, a predicted model, not a curated record